Messenger RNA from Hyaloperonospora brassicae, 321 nucleotides. Lineage: Eukaryota; Oomycota; Peronosporomycetes; Peronosporales; Peronosporaceae. The record is from the annotation of a GenBank genome assembly.
AUGACAGACUCAAAGACGCUCGAUCAGGUCGAGACAGACCUCAACGACGUUUUGCACCGCAUGGACAUUGUCGAGCAACGACUGGCUGCUGAUGCCAAGCGCGAAGACGGUCCGGUAGGUCCCGCCGAUCUAGGCGCGUAUCAGAGACAGCUGCUGCUCAAGCUCCGCUCGAUUCGAGACACAAUGCAAAAGGAAGAGUCGUGUCUCGAGCAGCUGCGUCAAGAACGGGACGACGCUCGGCGUGAGCGCGAUGCCCUGCAGACGCAGGUGGCGAAACUCCAGUAUCGCGUGCACCACCUCAAGCAGCACGUGCUACCGUAA